Messenger RNA from Uranotaenia lowii, 2407 nucleotides. RefSeq lists its product as uncharacterized. Gene Ontology annotation, molecular function: protein binding. Lineage: Eukaryota; Metazoa; Arthropoda; Insecta; Diptera; Culicidae. The transcript has 4 exons. The record is from RefSeq and is a predicted model, not a curated record. Bases 321 to 2372 code for a protein of 683 amino acids.
AUGAAACCCGAGUCGCGGAACAGCGUUGUUUCGGUUAAAUUAAUUGCAAGCCAUCACCGUUCGAAAACUAUUUUGAAUUUGUAGUAAAACUUUUUUUUUUUUUUUAUCUUUAUUAUAGAGACUUUCAGCCUCGGGCUGGUUCGUCUUUGUAGUAAAACAAUUUGGAACAUGAAUUAACAACCAAGCUUAGCAAAGAUUGAAGAAAAAAGGCCUUUUGUUUUGUUUUUUUCGUCCACCGCAGUUGCUUCGCGUCGUCUGUCUGCGUUGAAAUAUUUCAAGGGUAGCUGGAACUAGACUGGACGUGUUUCUGUGCUCUAACCAUGGAACUAAUCGAGUUCGGAAACCUUCAAAUUCCCGACCAAAUUCAGCAUCCACAUUGCAUCCACCAGUCGGGAGUUAACUACGUGGUCUCCACCAAGAACAGUAUUCAAAUUUUACAGCUUAAAUACAAACACAUCAAUGAGGAUGGUUCUCUCAACUAUAUUCUUUCGAAGAUCGAUCUCUCUAAGGAAACGCCGACAAGUAAGCUGGCCACCAAAGAGGUCGAAAUAUAUAAUAGUUCUGCGAGGGACGAUCGGGCCACGAUUCUGCUGGAUCAAACUAUCGCUCCUCAGGUGGCGCAACUGUACAUCAAUAAUGUGGCGGCAGUAGCUUCCCCAGUCGGAAUUUUUUCGGAUCCAAACAGUUGCCUGGUAGCGCAUCUUACGAACAUGGGACAACUGACCCUGCAGCGGUACGAUGAACGGCAAAGAAUUUGGACUCCCUAUGUGGACAUAUCUGCCAUGUGGAUAGCACACUUUCAUGACAAUAACCCGAUAAAAAAAUUCAAACAUCUUCAACCUAUUUUACACGAUUCUACAAUCACGUGCGUCUGCUGGCGUGAACAGAUCUGUAACAAUGCAGUACACUUUGCCUUCGGAACCAAAUCUGGCAAGAUUGUCAUUUGCAGUCUUCUUGCUGAUAGCGUGCGAGUCGAAAGCAUCACAGUUAGUUCUACUAAAAUAACCAAACUAAAGUGGGUCACAAUAUCUGAACAAAUCAAUAUUGUUCUAGCAUGCUUACUGGAUGGCCGAAUAGCAGCAUAUCGAUUCCAAACGAAUAUGGAUUCAACUGUCGGGGAUGUGAUUGAGCUCCCCAAUCUGUGGGAUGACGCAGACCAUCUUCCAGUGGGAAGCUUGAAUGUUGAUCUAUUUGGAGAGGCCCAGCAAAUGUUGAUCGUUUUAACAAAAGGAACGCACUUGAUUGCACUGUUGUGCAAUUUUUAUGGAGAGGUCAAAGCGAGUGCUUCUGAAAACCUGAACAACUUUAUGAUAACAGGUUUGCAACAAAUUGAAGGGAACACGUAUUUGAUUGCCACUCUAGUCGGAGCAAUUUUCAUGGUGACCAUUAACAACAUCAAAUCAGUACAACUGUCUAUCGAAUACCGACUAGUACUGUCCGACAUGAAUCCUAGCAAGUACUCAAUAUACGGACUGGUUGCAACCAAAAAUCGUACAUGCUGCAUUUUGGUAGGCUACCCAGCGAAAAGUUUCGAUCAUCUAAGCAUCAGAUCUCCGACGGUUUUACUAUUCUAUCAGCUCACAAUGAAGGAUCCACUAAAGAUUUUGCUCGCAAAUCCAACGCUCCGCAUGACCGACUAUUACGACUGCGCCGAGGUCAUCAGAUUUCGAGGGAACAGAAAUGUAAACACCGUGAAAUCUCUCGAGGAUUUGGCUGCUACUCCAGCUAACGUGGACGACAGCUACGCUUACGCUUUGAAACUACAACUAAUUCAACUCGGUUCAAGGCUGAGUUACUUCAAGAAACGUUGUCUCCCGAUAGCGGAUGUUCUUUUCAAUCAAUCACAGUUUGUAACUUUGGUUAUCGAUGUCCUGCAUGCUACCAAAAUUAUUUACUACAUGUUACACAUAAAGCAAAUGCAGCUGUUGAAUUAUCGACAGCUGCUCACAAUUCGCUGCCUAAAAAACUUCAUCUUCGAUUUUACGAACGACCACUUUCCAGGAGAUUUUGAACACGUUCAUCUGUCUCUGAAACCAAUCAUGGCACAGGUCAUGGCUAAUGCUCAUCAGAUGCUCAGUGAAACCAACGUUCCGUUGCCCCAGGAAGAGUGUACCUUCUGCGGAGAACUAAUCCUCGAAAACAAGCUAACCUGCAGUCAGAAUCAUCAAACGUUCCGCUGCUCCGUUACCAGGAUACAGAUCCCGCUUGAGGACACGUUUGACACGGAAACGGUGUGCGAAACGUGCGAUCGCUACUCGCUGGAUGCGGACGAGCUGGCUAAGAUUUUCUACGCCGACGGUGGUCAGCUGAACAUUUACUAUAAUUUCUGCUGCGUGUGUGAUAUGCAAUUUCGCAGGCGCAGUGUGACGUGAGCUGAGCUACGGUAAGAAAUACAAAGUUCUUAAAC